Messenger RNA from Periophthalmus magnuspinnatus, 3365 nucleotides. RefSeq names its product v-akt murine thymoma viral oncogene homolog 1 (gene akt1). The transcript is spliced from 14 exons. The coding region runs from base 358 to 1779 and encodes 473 amino acids. Gene Ontology annotation, biological process: protein phosphorylation. Lineage: Eukaryota; Metazoa; Chordata; Actinopteri; Gobiiformes; Gobiidae. The record is from RefSeq and is a predicted model, not a curated record. Gene Ontology annotation, molecular function: protein serine/threonine kinase activity; ATP binding.
ACGCGCUGCCACAGAGGCAUUGCAGACAGCGCGUUUGGGAGGUGUAGUGGAAGAAAGGCAAGAGAGAAACGGAGUAAAUGAGAGCACUUUUGUCCAGAUUGUUGAAGGACUUAUCUACGUAAAAUACCGCCGAAACAGCUCACUAUAAUGAGACGGACACGUUAUUGAAAGCCCCAUCCAGGUAAACGUCCGCGUUUCCUUCGCAAACUACAAGAGAUCGACAGCUAAGACAGGGUAACAGCACUGACCCGGCAGCUGUACAGCCUGGGCUCCAGCACAGGGCAGUGAAGAAAUCCUGGAAAUCAAAGCUGUGCCUCUGUCAGCGGGAAUCCUGGAUCCUCAACUCUGCCCACCAACAUGACCAAUGUGGUGAUCGUCAAGGAGGGGUGGCUUCAUAAAAGAGGGGAAUAUAUCAAGACCUGGAGGCCGAGGUAUUUUCUCCUCAAGAGCGAUGGUACGUUCAUUGGCUACAAAGAGAGACCACAAGAUGUUGACCAGCUGGAAACCCCCUUAAAUAACUUCUCUGUAGCACAAUGCCAGCUGAUGAAGACAGAACGGCCCAAGCCCAACACAUUUAUCAUCCGCUGCCUGCAGUGGACCACUGUCAUCGAGCGUACCUUCCAUGUGGAGACCCCUGAGGAGAGGGAAGAAUGGACUAAAGCCAUCCAGGCAGUGGCUGAGGGCCUGCAGAAGCAAGAGGAGGAGAUGAUGGACUCCUCUCCAGACCCCAUGGACAUGGAGGUCUACUUGACCAAACCCAGACACAAAGUGACUAUGCAUGACUUUGAAUACCUCAAACUCCUGGGAAAAGGCACUUUUGGCAAAGUUAUCUUAGUAAAGGAGAAGGCCACAGGACGCUACUACGCUAUGAAGAUCCUGAAAAAGGAGGUGAUCGUAGCUAAAGAUGAAGUGGCACAUACACUCACUGAAAACAGAGUCCUCCAGAAUUCAAAGCAUCCGUUCUUGACAGGCUUGAAAUACUCAUUUCAGACACAUGAUCGAUUGUGCUUUGUGAUGGAGUAUGCAAAUGGUGGAGAGCUUUUCUUUCAUCUGUCAAGAGACCGAGUAUUCUCAGAGGAGCGAGCACGGUUCUAUGGUGCAGAAAUAGUGUCAGCAUUGGACUACCUGCAUUCAGAGAGGAACGUAGUCUAUCGAGAUCUAAAGCUGGAAAACCUUAUGCUGGACAAAGAUGGACACAUAAAGAUCACAGAUUUUGGCUUAUGUAAGGAGGGCAUCAAAGAUGGCGCCACCAUGAAAACUUUUUGUGGGACACCAGAAUACCUAGCACCUGAGGUGUUAGAAGACAACGAUUAUGGCCGGGCUGUCGACUGGUGGGGUCUGGGAGUUGUAAUGUAUGAGAUGAUGUGUGGAAGACUGCCUUUCUACAACCAAGAUCACGAGAAACUGUUUGAGCUUAUUCUCAUGGAGGACAUCCGCUUCCCUCGAACUCUGGGCCCGGAGGCACGUUCUCUCCUCUCUGGCCUUCUCAAGAAAGACCCCAUGCAGAGGUUAGGUGGGGGACCUGAAGAUGCUAAGGAAAUUAUGCAACAUAAAUUCUUUGCUGGAAUUGAAUGGCAAGAUGUAUAUGAAAAAAAGCUGGUCCCACCAUUUAAGCCCCAAGUUACCUCGGAGACAGACACGCGAUAUUUUGACGAGGAGUUUACGGCGCAGACCAUCACAAUUACCCCACCAGGGCAAGAUGACUGUAUGGAAUCCUUUGACAGCGAGCGAAGACCACAUUUCCCACAUUUCUCCUACUCCGCCAGUGGGACGGCCUAAAGCACCUCUAGUACAUUCCUUUUGUCCCACCUCCCCUCUCUCCACUGUACUCUCAAAAGACUGGGACCACGGGCCUGUCCUCCUCCCAGCAUUGUCUGCAGAUGUCGCUGCUGGAUGUCUGCAUGUUGCGUUUCGCAGGAAGGAGGCAAUGCAAGACAUAACAAAGAUAACUGUGGUCUCUCUGUGUGACUCAAGACUGAGCACAGGGGCUUAACACUAGCUUCCAUUCCCACUUGUUAUGCUGUAUCCUGAGCAGGUAUCCAUACAUUAUAAUGAAUGUGAUCGUUUCCAAUGAAAGAUUAAAGGUAAGAAGUAUGGGUUAAGGCCCCACAUUUCAGACAGAAGGACUACAGAACAAGAGGUCAAUUGUGGACGAAACAUUUUGAAGUGUCUGAGUGGGUGACAUUUUUCUUUUUUGAACAAGUACCAUUGAGUCUUUGAGACUUCUAAAGUGAAUGUAUCAUAUCAAAAAUAAAGUAAUUGAUUCUGCAUACUUACUUUUUGUAAUAAUGGCUGAUUCUCCUAAAACGGAAAACACCAUCUUCAAGAGAUGUUUCGAUGCUUUUAAAAUGAGCCUACCAAUAUCGGUUCAUACCAAUAUUUUAUACACAUCUAACCAACAGUGUGUGAUAACUUCAGAAAUGAUGAUGGGAUGCAACGAAUGCAGCAGUUGUGAUUACACGUCUGAAAGCCCCUCGUCCCUAGAAGGCUUCCUUGAUUGCUUUAUUAAGUGCUUACAUUUCUUGAUGCCUUGUUCCCUCAGUGCUGCCUGUGACCAGAGCCUGGUUGACUGUCUGACCAGUGUCUUUUCAAUAGUCUUUCAGAGCCCUCUGGGAUGUUCUUCCAUCUAGUAUUGGGGGUUUCCACCCAGUGCAUUUACUGCAGCCUCAGUGAGGUCACUUUAAACACACAUCAAGGAAUACAUUGAAAACUGUCUUUCAGUAUGUGGAGAAACAAAGAUGCAUCUUUGAUUUACUUUUUAUGGACUCCAUGUCCUUUUCUGAGCUCCUGUGUUAUUUAUGAGACCAGCAUCAACUAAAUGAGUUUACUGUGCCAAUGAUAUGCACUUUACUGCCCCAUGGUGAUUGUAUUUGGACUAUUUUGCAUGUCACGGUUGACUAAAUUAGCUUGUUUUAUAAUGUAAAUGUUAUGUUGUAUACGAUUAAUGAUUCCCCUUUUUAAAGUUGGCUAAGGCUAAAUUAAGGCUUCUGGGAAGUAAAACUAAUAUUUUAGUGUAUCAUUCUAAGAGGUUUUUAAAACCUCAGUGUUUUAAAGAUGAAAGAUAAUCGAUUUGAAAAGUGCAUUGUCACGUUAUUGAAUGUAAUGGUUUUAUAUUUUUAUUUUUGUUUGCAAGCUGUUUUUUUUUUUUUUUUUUUUUUUUUACCUGAUUGUUACUUAUUCCUAUGCACACCCACUCUUUGCUGUCUCUUUCUGAUAAUAGGGAAAUUCAUUUUAUACUUAUUUUUAUUCCAACUUUUUGUACCUACCCUGUCAUAUUUCAGAGUAUGAGGACACCAGCUUUAGUAAACAAAUAAUAUAAACUUUGUACACUGUUUCUUUCUUAAAAAUAAAGUGUCUUAACAAUA